GUCAAAGACGCUUGCGCGUCCUUAUCUAUCUACGUGCUUCCUCUCUUAACUGACUGUUAUACCUUGAUAGCCUAACUUUCAAGUCAUUGCGGAGCCACCGUGUCGCCGCGCGCAUCUCCCCGGACCUUGUCAAAACGCUCGCGUACUCUUGCCGCGCACAUUCUAGCCGCAACAGCAGAGAUCCAUCGCAACCGGAGCGGCGGCUUGCACACCAUGCCCCAGAUCAGUCCUUCGAAAUUCUAUGUUCAAUACCAAGGUCAUCCGAUUGAAGAUCUGAAAACAUUUCAUGAUAUCACACUCCAGCAACGGCCCGACACACCCAAGAUUUGGCUUGCGGGCGACUCGUCACUCGACAACAAGUACUGGGUGCCUGGCUCUGGGCCUGGUGGCGAUCCUCUCGAUGUCGAGAUACCGGAGAUUUACAUUCAUACUCUCCAGCGAGCAACACCAAAGCCGGAUGUUGCGUUUUGGAUCAACCACGUGCUGGGCAACAGGGCGACGUGCAUUAAUACAGCUGUCGAGGCAUCGAUGUUGCGCGAAAGAGACAAGACACUGUUGCCUCACGACGACUUAAUUCGAGAUCAUAUCGGGAAGGAAGAUGUUCUGAUUGUAAGCGUUGGUUGUAACGACAUCGCGAUGAAGCCGACUUUUUCUACCAUCUGGCGCAUGUUAGCGCUAGCUUGGCUGACCCCACGCUCCUCUAUAGAUCACGGAAGUGCAUGGUCUCUAGGCUACUUUGCGCAUCUUUUCGGGUCCAAGACCGCGAACUACGUCGAGCGUCUAUGCUCGAGAACAAAGCCUCGUGCAGUUAUCAUUUGCAUGAUAUAUUUCCCACUGGAAGCGCAGUAUGGGCAGCGGGGAUGGGGAGAUAAAGCUUUGAAAGCUUUAGGGUAUGGCAGAGAUCCCAGAAAAUUGCAAGCUGCAAUCAGAGCGAUGUUCGAAAUGGGCACCAAGAAAAUCAAGAUCGAGGGAACAGAAGUUAUACCUUGUAAGCUGUACGAUGUGCUUGAUGGAUCCAAUAGGGCGGACUACGUGGAAAGAGUUGAGCCGAGUGCGAAUGGUGGAAGAAAGAUGGCCGGCAUGUUCAAGAUACUCAUUGACGAUGUCUUGAAAAAAGUGUUAUAGAAGUUCAGCCGUGGACUCACGGCGACAUAUAUCUGCAGCUGCAGAGCAGUAUUCAAAAAUAGAUAUAUAACAAACAUAUAGUGUGUGAAUAUUUAUAGAGC
Messenger RNA from Paraphaeosphaeria sporulosa, 1226 nucleotides. RefSeq lists its product as uncharacterized. The transcript has a single exon. Bases 214 to 1125 code for a protein of 303 amino acids. Lineage: Eukaryota; Fungi; Ascomycota; Dothideomycetes; Pleosporales; Didymosphaeriaceae. The record is from RefSeq and is a predicted model, not a curated record.